This is a messenger RNA of Racocetra fulgida, 687 nucleotides long. The record is from the annotation of a GenBank genome assembly. Lineage: Eukaryota; Fungi; Glomeromycota; Glomeromycetes; Diversisporales; Gigasporaceae.
AUGCCUUCAAAACUUACCUGUAUAUUGUACCUCGAACCAGCACACUCUUCCCAAUUUUAUCAAAGUAUUUUGAAAUUUUACGAUCAAUCUUUGAAAUUAUUCGGUCCAAAUAAUGCUCAUCAAUAUGAUCCACACAUUUCUAUGACCGGGUUUUUUACUUUAUAUGAUAAUCAAAAAAUUAUUAAUGAUAAUAUCAAUGCAAAUCAUGAUCAAAAAGAAUGCAUAUCUGCUUAUGAGCAACUUGAUCAAAUAAUUCAAUUUAUAGAUAAUUUUCUUCAUAACCAUAAGAUCACUUAUCCACUCGUCAAAGAUAUCCUUUAUUUGAAGCCUACAUCUCUUUUAAUUCCUUUACAAGUAUGUCAGGCAAUGCUUGAUCUUGUUAAUCAACUUUCUUGCUUAUCUUUUGAAGAAUCAAACUCAAAUAUAACAACCAGUGAUAAUGGCAUUAAAACUAUCAUUCGUCCAAAAGCAAUAGAUCAUCUUUCUUUGGCUUAUUCUAGGAAUGGUUUUGUAUCAAAUAAUAAGAUGAUGAAGUUAAAACGUUUGGCGAAUAAAAUUAUUGCAUUUGAUGAGGCGAAACAACAAAAGUGUGGUUGGGAUAUUGUGAUUUAUGAAGAACUUGAACAUAGCACUAAGUUAGAAGAUAAACAUGUUUUUAAAGAAGUUAAAAGGUGGAAUAUAUUUUAA